Rana temporaria (common frog) is the source of this 4596-nucleotide messenger RNA. Its product is annotated as alpha-2-macroglobulin-like. The transcript is spliced from 36 exons. Gene Ontology annotation, cellular component: extracellular region. NCBI's taxonomy places the organism in Eukaryota, Metazoa, Chordata, Amphibia, Anura, Ranidae. The record is from RefSeq and is a predicted model, not a curated record. The coding region runs from base 54 to 4454 and encodes 1466 amino acids. Gene Ontology annotation, molecular function: endopeptidase inhibitor activity.
ACAGGUGAGGGAGGAGGGCUGGGACAGGUGUGAGAAGUUGUGUACCUGGUAACAUGAAGCUGAGAAGUCUGCUGGCCUUGUCCCUUCUGUGUCUCAUCCCUGCAGGCAAUGCAGAGCCACAAAUUUCAGUUUCCAUCCCUAGCCUCCUGAAGAGUGGAGAGACAGGAAAGGCUUGUCUGACAGUCAAACGACACACCAAUCCCAUGCGUGUUCUGGCCAUCCUUGAAGUUGGUGAAACAAACUACACUGUUAUUGAUGAGCAGGUCCCAGCUGGUGACAUCUUUAAAACCUAUGAAUUGCAGGUGCCAAAGGUGGAAGUACCAACUCCAGUGUUCUUCCUUGUCAGAGCUGUCAGUGGGAACUACAACUACACGGCUCGCAGGUCUGUGGUCCUCGCCCCAACUGGCAAUGUUGCCUUCAUCCGGACAGACAAGGAACUGUACAAGGGUGGCCAGAAGGUGCAGAUGUACGUGAUGUCAAUGGACAAUAAUUUACGCCCAGUGGAGGAAACGUUCCCUGAAAUCUAUGUAAUGGAUCCAGCUGGGAAUCGGAUACAUCAAUGGCUGGAUCAGAGUACGAUGGGAUCAUUCCUAUACCUAAGUUUCAUGAUGCUUGAUGACCCAGAUCUUGGACAUUUUCAGAUCAUAGCUAACAGACAGUCUGGCACCCCAGUUACUAAAUCUAUAAAGGUUGAGCAGUAUGCUCUGCCCAAGUUUAGCCUAAUGCUGGAAGCUCCCAAUAGUGUAACCAUCCUGGACAAGAAUGUUUCGGUCGAAGUGAAUGCCAGGUACACAUAUGAUCAGGGUGUUCCAGGACAAAUAUCAGGCAGAUUGUGCAGACCACCAGCCAACUAUUACAAUGGAAACACCUGCAAUAGAAGUCCUGAUGGUAUCUGUGUGCCAUUCACUGGAACGACCAAUUCAGAGGGUACGUUUAAAGGAAAUGUUGAUCUCUCAACAUUCCAGCUUGACCGCUCAGGAUACCAGAUGACAUUUAAUAUGCAGGUCACUCUGAUAGAGCAGGGGACAAAUGUCCAAGCAACUGAAACCAAAGCCAUCUCUAUCACCAGCCAGCUAGGCCGAGCCCGUUUUGACUUGAAGGCUAUGCUUCCAUAUUUCAAAAAGGGAAUUCCUUAUCCUGUGGGGAUAAUUGUUGAGAAUGCACAGGGGCAGCCUGAGAGUGGCCAGGUGGUAGAACUCCAAAUGGACGGAAAGGUUCUUCAGAACCUGACAUCUGAUAAGUAUGGCAAAGCACACUAUAAAGUUGAUACCUCAACAUUCGCCACUUCAAAUGUCAACUUUCAGCUGAGUUACAAGAACCAAGAACAAUGCUAUGAUAACAACUGGAUUGUGCCCACUUACUCCAAUGAUCAUCACUCUGUUGGCCGAUUCUUCUCUCGCACUGAAAGCUUUGUGCAGCUGCAGGGCCCCAAAGAAGAUCUGCAGUGUGGUAAAACGCACAACAUUCGGGUUCAGUACAUAUUUGGCAAAGAUGCUUUGGCUGCAGGAGAAACCACAAUCAACUUCGUCUACAUGGUCAUUGCAAGAGCAAGGAUUAUGGAGACCGGUGUACGUUCUGUAGACGUAUCACGAUCUCUUAAAGGAGAAUUCAACCUAACCUACAAGGCAUCGCCUGAUCAUGUCCCUAUUGUUCAAUAUGCCAUACAGUACAUGCUGAAGGAUGAGCUGGUGGGAGAUGCCAUUAAUCUCAACUUGGAGAAAUGCUUCAAAAACCAGGUUUCUGCUAACUUCACAUCCGCAACAGAAACCCCUGGCGCUCUUGUUGGCUUGGAAGUGAAAACGACUUCAGACUCUUCCUGCCUCAUUCGUGUCUUUGAUUCAAGCCUCCUGCUUCUUGAUGCAGGGCAAGCCUUUUCUGCUGCUACGGUGUAUAACUCUCUUCAGUACACCAGCCUGAAUGGAUACUAUGCAGCAGGAUUCAAUGUACAACCUCCUCAGGUGCCCUGUACUGAUAAAAAUAAACAAAUCCUGGUCAAUGGUACUUAUUGGCAACCUGUUGGCUUCCCUGGGGAAGAAGAUGUCAGUAAGGUUUAUAGUGGUAUCGGUAUGCAUGUGAUCACUGAUACGCCCUCCCAGCAGCCACAGCUGUGCUCACAGCCGGAUUUCUUUCGACCAGCGAGGUUCGAACAGCCAUCUAUGGGAGUUUCUGGUAUAAUUUUUUCAGCAUCCGACAGCAAUGAAGCUAGCGUCUCAACAUCAACAUUUACUGUAUCAGAAAAUGCUGUAGCUCCACUGACAAGCAUGCGAACAUACUUUCCAGAACUGUGGUUUUUUGGGACCACAUAUGUGAGGCAAAAUGGUACUAUUUCAGUCCUUGAGGUCCCAGGCACCAUCACCAAGUGGAAAAGUGAUGUAGUGUGUCUCUCCAACGCGACUGGUUUUGGAAUGACGAAAUACCCAGCCAACUUCACUUCCUUCCAGAAGAUGUUUGUAGACCUCUCUCUUCCAGAUUCCAUUGUCCGUGGAGAAAUCAUGCUUCUAGUGGGCUCUGUUGCUAACUACAUGGACAAAUGUGCCAAGGUACAAGUCACUUUACAGUCUUCAAGUGACUAUGCUGUGAAACCAGUUCACACGGAAUCGGUGAAAUGCGUAUGUUCACAGAAAAGAGUCUCCUACUCCUGGAAGAUAAAUGCUACAUCCAUAGGUGUUGCCAAUGUCUCGGUGACGGCUGAAACAAUUCACAUUGGCGCGUCAUGUGAGGGACCUGCUGAUCCUAGGGAACCAAAGCGCAAGGACACCAUAGUGCGGAGUUUCACUGUGGAGCCUGAAGGCAUCAAACAAGAAGUCACCAAAACCGACUUUGUCUGUGUCAAAGGUUCAAACUCCAUCGUAAAUGUUAACAUCAACCCCUCAGGAAACAUUGUGCCUCGGUCUAUGUUUGCGAAGGUUCAAGUAAUAGGGGACAUGUUGGGCCGAGCUUUGACAAAUCCUGAAAACUUAAUUGUUGAGCCCAGGGGAUGCGGAGAGCAAAAUCUUGCUACACUAAUGCCAAUAGUGCGUGCGAUGGAGUUUUUGAAUUUAACCGGUCGUCUUACUGAGGAAAUUCGACAACGUGCAGUGCAAUAUAUGGCUAAUGGAUACGUAAGACAAGUGCGUUUCAGAAAUUAUGAUGGAAGCUUCGGCGCCUUUAGCCCAGGGAGGUCUAAGCCAAGUGGAUGGUUGACUGUGUUGGCUUUGAAAACCUUGUGGGAUAUAAGACCAUAUACCUUUGUUGAUGACAACAUCUUCAAGCAAGGUCUUAUCUUUUUGGAAAAUUUGCAGGACUUGAAUACUGGAGGGUUCAAGCCAGUGGGGACCUUGUUUAACAGUGGACUGAAGGGAGGUGCUGAUGAUGAUGUUGGGUUUACAUGUGCUGUCGUCAUUUUCAUGGCUCAGACCACUUAUGCAUCUACUCCUUCACUGUUACGUCUAGCUCUCUCCUACCUGGAUGCCGCUUCUCAAAAGGAUCAGUCAGUGUUUAACUAUGCUAUGCUCUACAAUGCCUUCCGGGUGUCCGGGAAUGUGAACCGCGCCAAUGCUAUGCGUGCAAAGUUGAAAACGUUGGCCAUUAAUGAAGGUAACAGUCUUUACUGGCAACGUAAAAAGCGUCCAGAACAGCAGACUCCCUACCUGUUUUCUCGUUCUGCCCCCUCAGCAGAGUUGGAGCUAACAGCCACUGUCCUUAAGGCUAUGGCUUAUGGGGAGAAUAGCUCUACAGUAUCUCCAAAUGACCUGAAUGAAAUGGCCAAGAUUAGCAACUGGCUUGUUCGACAGCAGAAUAUACAUGGCUCUUACAGGACCACAUCGGACACCAUGGCAGUGUUGGAUGCCCUGUGUAGUUAUGGAGCUCUGGUGUACCAGAACAAUGCCAGAAACACUGUUCAGCUGAAAUAUGGAGAUCGAGUCAUCAGAGAAUUCAAUGUUUCCAAAUCCAGCAGAAUCCUCCUUCAGUCUGAGAUUCUUAAUCGGGUUCCUGGAAAUUAUAGCAUGGUGGUUUCUGGGAAUGGCUGUGUGCUGCUGCAGACUGGAGUUGAGUUCAAUGUUCCCGUGAGACAGAGAAAUUCUGCCUUUUCACUGUCUGUGACUACAUUCCCAGGAAACUGUCAGAAUGGAGUGGCGUACUUGGUUGACUGUCAAGUGAAUGCCAGCUAUCGUGGUAUUCAGAAUACGUCAAACAUGGCUUUGAUCGACGUCCCGCUCUUAUCGGGAUAUAUAGUGGAAGAUAAUUCUCUUUCGAAGCUGAAAUCUAUGUUUCCCAAAGUUGAACAGAUGAAAAACCAUCUCAUUGUGUAUUUAAAUGAUAUGACCAGUGAAGGUGUCUCCUUUAAUGUGACACAAGAAAUGAGACCCAGAGUGGAGAACUUCCAGCCAAGAACAGUUCGGGUCUACGACUACUACGAGAAAGAUGAAAAUGGCUCCGCUGAAUUGCGCCACCCAUGCACUCUUUCAGGCUAAACAAAGAAAAGAGGUUCUGAAGACUUGGUCAUCCUCCGCUCAUUGACCACACUGGUGUACCGCUUUCUAGGUCCCGCAAGUUGCAUAACCUGUAUGGAAAAUAAUAGAAUACUGAAAAGUUCAAUAAACAAUGUAACAAAUA